AUGAGGAUUGUGACAAUUGGAACAUUUGCCGUUCCACAACACUUCCUUUUGUCCAUACAGUUGUGUAAGGCUUAUGGCAUCGUUCUUCUUAUGGUAAACACUGUCGCACACGCACGAACAAGCCGAACGUCCUUCUACAUGGCGCGCGAGCGCCACGCGCUGAGAAUCUUUUGGUGCGUGAGUAAAAACCGACAGUGGGUUGGAUCGCCGCGCCGCCUGAGUCGAGGGCUUGGAACGUGCAGUCGAUACACGGCUCAAGGCUAA
Molecule: messenger RNA, 264 nt
Organism: Arctia plantaginis
Lineage: Eukaryota; Metazoa; Arthropoda; Insecta; Lepidoptera; Erebidae
Source: the annotation of a GenBank genome assembly